Chelonoidis abingdonii (Abingdon island giant tortoise) is the source of this 4902-nucleotide messenger RNA. Lineage: Eukaryota; Metazoa; Chordata; Testudines; Testudinidae. The record is from RefSeq and is a predicted model, not a curated record.
CCUUAAAUUAGAGCGAGUAAAUGAAGACUCCACACACCACUUCUGAAAGGUUGCCGACCCCUGGGCUAGACUGUAGUGUAGUCUCAAACAUGUCCUGGCUUGGGACGUAGCUGGAUGCCUCCAUGCCACAUUGCAGAUCCCUCUCCAUACUCCUCCUGCUUGCUGUUAGCACCAGGUGUCUCUAUUGGGCUCCUCCGAGAUAUUAGCAGUGCUGUGCAAGGUGCUGGUGGGGUCUCGACUAAGUAUGGCAAGCAGCUAGUUCUAAAAGCAAGUUUGCGGCUAGGCACUAGAUUAACUGUUGGCCUUCCUGGCCUUGUGGGAUGCCUGCCACAGUUCUUUCAUUUUCAUGUGGUACUGUUGCUGAUCCCUGUUGUUUCCCUUUGCCUGCCUCCCCUAUUCAGUUUUUCAUAGAUGACCACGUUUCUACACCUGCUCUGUGGCUAUGGCUGCACAGCCUCUCUUCCUCAGGCCAUAGUACCUCCAGACAGGAGUGUCUAGAAUGUGUAAGUGGUAUGACCAGCUGAGCAGUUGCACACAACAAGGGAGAGCUGCUAGCUGGACAGUUGGGAAAAGGCAUUUCAAAAAUAAACAUUUGAGGAGUGGGUUCUGGUCUCCAUGACCCGUGGGCAGUGGAGUUCACAAUUGUGACCAGAGCAGUCACUGUCGGGCAUUGUGAGACUGGAGGCCUGUAAAGGUCAACAUAGGUCAUGCAGUGUCUACACUUGUUCUGUGUCAAUCUCAGUAUGUUGGCCAUGGCUCAGUGCCAUUCAGGGAGGUGGUGUUACUGUGUCGCUGUAACAGUGUGUUUAUGGUGUCUGGAGAUAAAUUUGAGUGCAGACACAUGCACUUUUAGGAUCAUAUAAGGUGACUUAUGUCAGCCUAACUUUCUAGUGAAGACCAGCCCCAAAUGUCAAAAAAAUCAUUGAAAAGCAGAGCCUGGUACAGUAUACUCCCAAGAUAAUCCUUACCAAAUUGAAUUUGGAUUUUCUUCCUAAUAUUUCAGCUUGUAAUACUUCAGAACCCUUGCCUUCAGUUGCUUAUCUCUAGUCCUUUAAGAACAGGGGAGUAUAACAAUUAAGUGUUACAUCUCCAUUUUUUUCUCAGAAUUAUGCUGUUAGUAUUAGCUUAACAUAGACACAGGUUUACUAAAAAUAUUGACAGCUCAGUGAGAGAGAGAUUUAUUUCCAUCCACCAUCACUAUCCCUUUGAGAGUUCUUUACUAACAAAUUCUUGGUCAGGAAUGACAAAAAUGGUUGAAAUUUUAAGGAAGAAACUUAAUACACCUUUCUUUUAGGAUAAUCAUUUAUACUUUAUUUUCUUCAUUAAUUUAAUAAGUAUUGUUAAAACUUUCCUUAAAAUUAAGCUAUAUUUAAGUAUUUUAGAAGUCAGAGUUGAAUGCUAUAUCCAGUUUAACACGUUUCAACUACUUUUUUUCCCCUCUAGGUUUUUGUAUUUACAGAAUAGUAACUUUGUAGGAUGUCAGGGAAUGAUUUGGGUGUGAAUGUUUACAAGAUAAACCGACGAUUUCAUAUAAAAAGCAAGGAGAUCAAAGCUCCAAACGAAUCCUUAAGAAGCCCUCACACCUACCCCAACUUCUGGGUGAAAAGCCCUGCACUUGGAGGUAGAACUUCUGAAUUAUCCAACAAAAACUUCUUAUUUUGUGAGCAAACUAAACGGUUCUUUAAUAGUCGUGAGAAUGGUUUAAGAGAUGCUAGCUCUCAUUGCAAGAGUGGAGUGGCAAAUGACUUUAACAAGGAAGAGUUUGGAUCAAAGAUGAGCAAGGGAACACUAACAGGAAAGUCAGUGGAAAGCAUAAGCGAUAGAAGUAGUUUGCUGUUAACACCUUCAGCUAAGGAGGAAAAUGCUGUUGCUGGUCCAAAUUUAACCCAGAGCUCCAGUUCUGACUUGCUUCACACAAAGCAGAAAAAGAUACAGAAUUCCCCUGAGAAUAUUUUAUCUAUAAGCUACGAUUCAAAACUGUUUAAUUCGUUAAUGCCAACCCCUCGGAUGACUACUUGCCAUCAUUGUGGUCUGUAUGGAGACCUGAGAUGUUCUCAAUGUAAACAGACAUAUUAUUGCUCUACAGACUGCCAGAAGAAAGAUUGGUCUGUACAUGGUAUUGUAUGCAAGCCAAUUAAACAAAAUUUAAAGAGAAGUGAAGAUAAUGCCAAGUUGCCUGGUGAAAUUAAGAAUAACGUUGAUUUUAAGGGCAGUGUGACACCUGUUGAUGCACACAAGAUAGAAGAUGACAUCAAGAAAAUAAUGCUUUCUGACCUGCCAAAUCUAGGACUCAAAAAAGAUAUGAAAAUACAGGGUACAGUCACAGAAUUCAGGAACCCAGGUGAAUUUUACGUACAGGUCUAUUCUUCAGAAGUUUUAGAACGUAUCAGCAAACUUACUGUGAAACUGAAAGAUUGUUAUGCAAAUAUUGUUAACCAAGAGGAAUAUAUUCCUAUCAAAGGGGAAGUUUGUGUUGCAAAAUAUUCUCUGGAUCAGACCUGGAACAGAGUACUGGUAAAAAAGGUGGAUAUCUUGCAGAAGAAAGCACAAGUGUUAUAUAUCGAUUAUGGCAAUGGAGAAAAUGCUCCACUAGAUUGGAUUAAACCACUCCACAAAGACAUUGAACUGUUUCCUCCCUGUGCCAUUAAGUGUUGUGUUGCUAAUGUUGCUCCAAAACAAGGAGGAUGGAACAAAGAUUAUGUUAGCAUUAUUACCCCUCUGCUCAUGGGACAGUGCUGUUCGAUGACUAUUGUUGACCUAUUACAGGAGGAGAUGACGACUUGUUUCGCUGUAGAUGUUGUCCUGCCAGGUUCUGGGAAAUACCUAGAUAAAAUACUUCUCGAAAUGGGGCAUGAAUUGAGUCCAAAGAGGAAAGAAACUAAGAAAAUUAACCCAGAUACAGUAUCCUUAAAUCCACAGACAAGGCAAAAUAUUGUAAAGGCCAUAAAUCAUCUUCUGCAGAUUGGCAAGAUAAUUACCAAGGUGGAGAUGUUCUCUGAACACUACUCAGUCUUGGUUUUGUAUCCAGGAGAUCCAAGAAGGACAGAGUAUUGUUGGACUAAAACUGAACAAGUCCAUAAGAAGGGCCAGAAUCAAGAUGGAGAUCUGAAAGUCCAUAGUGGUGGCGAUCUGACAGAGGGAUUACCUUACAGCAAUCAGUUUGAAGGAGGCCUAACUUCAUAUGCAAGUUCACCAAUCUUGGACCUGAUAGUUAGACUUUUGUCAUCUCCAGAGAUUCAAGAUGAAGGUGCCAUGAUUAGUCAUUUAGCUGGUGCUCUGAAGAAAUUCUUGGAUUUCAUAGAUCUUGUCCGUAGCACAAAAAUACCUGAUUCUACUGGAAACAUUAUUUUCCAAAAACAUUUAUUGUCAACAGACCAGCUUGCUGAACUUCAAGUAUCCUUGGGUGAAUACUGUAACAAAAUCCCUACUAUCCCAAAUUUCUGUCCAGCUGUUGGAGAUGUCUGUUGUGCCCAGUUUACAGAAGACAAUCAGUGGUAUCGUGCCUCUGUUCUAGCAUAUACUUCUGAAGAUACUGCUUUAGUGGGCUACAUAGAUUAUGGUAACUUUGAAGUUCUCCACGUGGCUAGACUUCGCCCUAUGAUUCCAAAAUUAUUGGAGUUGCCAGUGCAAGCUAUAAAGUGUACAUUAGCAGGUGUGAAACCCCUUUCAGGAACCUGGUCUUCGGAAGCUAUUGCUCUGAUGAAACAACUAUUGCAAAAUAAAAUGAUCACUAUAAGAGUGGUGGACAAAAAGGAGAAUAGCUCUGUGGUAGAGAUUGCAGAUGAAUCUGUUACUCCAAUAAUAAGUGUAUCUAAACAUCUUUUAGAAUCAGGCCAUGCAGUGAAAGAUUCCAAGGAUGUCUUGACAAUAAAUGAAACUGUUAACACUGUGAAAGAAGGAAAUGCUGUAGGAGAAACAAUAAAUAAAAUAGAUUGGACAUGGGUUAAGCUAACUCUUAAACAGACAUUAAAUGUCUUGCUGUGUACAGUGAACAAUCCUGGAGAGUUCUUCUGUCAGAUCUUAGAUGAUGACUUACUUGCUCUAAAUGUACUCAACAAGUCAUUGUCAGAAUACUGCCAGCAGACGUCUACUAGUGUUUUCAAGCCUUCAGAGGGAGAACCUUGCUGUGCUUUUUUCUCUGGUGAUGGCAAUUGGUACCGUGCUUUGGUCAUAGAAGUCUCUUCAGAUGGAGCUAUUAAAGUGCAAUUUGUGGAUUAUGGAAAUGUUGAGACAGUAACUCCAGAUAAACUUCGACAGAUCUCAUCAACGUUGCUAAAACUUCCAUUUCAAGGAAUUAAGUGCUGGUUAUCAGGUGUAAAACCUGUUAACAAGAAAUGGGUCCCAGAAGCCACAGCAAGAUUUCGGAUGUGCACUGCAGGAAUUAAACUUCAAGCCAGAGUAGUUUCUGUCAACAAAAGUGGUGCUGGAAUAGAGCUCAUUGAUAAUUCCACAGGUUGUCCAAGAAUAAUCAGUGAAAUUUUAAUUAGUGAAAAAUUGGCUUUAAAGGAAGGUCUGCCAAAUAAAGAUGGGCUACCAAAUACGUCUGCUGAGAAAAUAGAGCCUCAAGAAACCUCUUCUGAGCAGUGGCAGACAAUAGAAUUGCCUGUCAAUGAAACUGUAUCGGUCCGUGUAAUGGAAGUGAUAAGUCCAGACUUGUUUUAUGCUCUACCAAGUGAAACCAGAGUAGAUCAAGAGAAGUUGUGUAGGUUGAUGACUGAACUGGUAGAAUAUUGCAACACUCAAAACAAUCACUCCUUCAGACCAAAAGUCGGUGAAGCCUGUUGUGCCAAGUUUGCAGGUGAGAGAGAAUUCUUGCUAAUUUUUAAAAAAAGAGAAGUGAUCUGAAUUUCUGAAUUGCAAAACUUGGGCAUGUUAUAAAGGAUAGAUGGCAAAGUCCAAACC